Molecule: messenger RNA, 1407 nt
Organism: Pedinophyceae sp. YPF-701
Lineage: Eukaryota; Viridiplantae; Chlorophyta; Pedinophyceae
Source: the annotation of a GenBank genome assembly
AUGCUGACCGACUCCGCCGUGAGCGGCUCCGGGACGGUAUUCUCGUCGGCAGCGGAGGAGAUGACGCCUCGAGAGACGGGCGCGAGCUCUCCGGACGGCCGCGCGCCGUCCAGCAGCCUAGGCGAGCCCACGGUGCGGACCGAGGCGGCAGCUGGCAGGGACGGGGAGAUCGCGGGAUUGCGCCGGCUCCCAAUUACGCUCACGACGCCGCAUUCUCCGGACGAAACCGACUAUGAUAGCUUCCAGAGCGGGCGCGACAUUCAGGGCAUCGAUUGGGAUUCGACGCCGUACACGAGGGACGAGUACCGCGCGCACCGCCUCUCGACGUACCAGAACUACUGCAACCUGCCCGAGAAGGUCGCGGCCGCGGCCGCGCGCCUCAAGGACGAGUGCCUGGCGACGCGGCGCGGUGCGCGGCUGUACAGCUUCACGUGGCGGCGGCGCGUGGCGAACCCGACGAUCGUGCACUUCCAGCUGCGCAACCUCGUGUGGGCGUCCGCGGAGGACGGCGUGUACUACGCGGGCGAGCACGGCAUCCGGCACUACAGCGCCGAGACGGGGGAGGACUCCGUGGUGCUGGACCUGUCCGGCCGGCUGCUGUCCUGCCAGGUCCCGCGCGUGGGCCGCGUGCAGAUCAGCUCGAUGUGCGUCCAGGGGCGCAUGCUCGCGGCGGGCGGCUUUGGCGGCGAGCUCGUGGUGCGCCACCUCGACCGCCCGGGGCUGCUGUUCAGCGACAGGGUGUCGCGGUCGGACAACGCGAUCACGAACGCGCUCGAGAUGCGCGAGAAGGCGUCCGGCGCGAUGUCCGUCGUUGCCUCCAACAACGACACCAGCGUGCGCGUCCUCGACGUCGAGACGGGCAAGAUUGACCACCGCAUCAGCUUCCCCUGGGCGGUCAACUACGCCGCCGUGCACCCGCUCAACCCCUCCCUGCUGUGCGUGGUCGGGGACCACCCCGUCGGGCUGCUCGUGGACCUCGCGUCCGGCGGCCGCACCGUCUCGGAGCUCCACGGCCACAUCGACUACUCGUUCGCCGCGUCGUGGCACCCCGGCGGCCACCUCCUCGCCACGGGCAACCAGGACGGCACCGCGCGCGCGUGGGACCUGCGCUACCUCGGCACGUCCGCCGCGUGCAUGCGCGGGCAGCUCGGGGCGAUCCGGUCCGUGCGGUUCUCCCCCUGCGGCAGCUUCCUUGCCGCGUCCGAGCCCGCGGACUUCGUUCACAUUUGGGACCUGGCGUCCGGGCUGCAGCACGAGCAGGAGAUCGACGUGUUCGGGGAGGUCGCGGGCAUGUCGUUCUCGGGCGGGGGCGAGGGGCUGUACGUCGGGCUCAGCGACGCCGUGUUUGGCGGCAUGCUGCACUUCCAGCGCCAGCGCGACCCGCGUGGCGUCGACAACUUCCUUUGA